Coregonus sp. 'balchen' is the source of this 3023-nucleotide messenger RNA. Lineage: Eukaryota; Metazoa; Chordata; Actinopteri; Salmoniformes; Salmonidae. The record is from the annotation of a GenBank genome assembly.
AUGAGCUUCAGCACCGUCGCCCGUCUGGCCAGCCGUAGCAGCCAAGAAAAUGUUCUGGCCUCAAAUAGGAUGGAUUCAUCCCGGAUGGAGAGGGCCAAACAAAGGACUGUACUCGGCGUCUUAACAGAAAACGAACAGCACAGUCGAUCUUUUGGUCAGGUGAGUAGUUUGAGAACUUUUCUGCAUCCAAAGCAAUUUCGUGUUGGCUAAUCACUCUGUUUUUAGGGCGUUCCUUUUUCCAAGCGUGGCUCUAUUUCGGACAACUCCCACACCACUCUCCUGGGUUGUCCCUCAAGCUCUAGCGUUGACAUCUAUGUGGAUGAGCCAUGUGAGGUCGUCAUCCCAGCCUCUGGCGAACUUGUGGCUGCAGAGCCUCAGGUGGUGGAUGAGGAAGCUGCUGCCAUGCAACACAAAGAUUUCCGUCUCUUCCUGGACCUGAGCUCAGGUGAGUUCGGCCUGUGGUGCCAUUACACACCCCCCAAAGGCUCAAUAUUGCAGUGAUACAUCCCACGUCUAUUGUCACGUCAUCUUCACAGCACUGAUGCAUUUAACAGUAAACUUCUUGUGUUUUGCAGGGUCGUGCAUGGAUACUUCUAUGCAGUCACUCCCAGAUGACGAGUCUCUCACCUCUCAGUAUAUGUGUCUGGCAGAGUAUGCAGAUGACAUCCACAAACACUUACGGGAGAGUGAAGUGCGCACUUGCUCCAAACGAUAAGGCUACUAGUUUAAAUGUCUAUGCAUCUAUUUUAAACCUAAGGGCAUCUGUUAAAUGAAAUGCAGUGUUCACAUCUUUUUUUCUUCUGAGGGUAAUUAUCCCGAUCACCAUCUGUAGUUGUAGGCACCACCUGGCUCAGGCACGGCAGCCAUUGUGGUUUAAAAUUCACCACACUCCAUUAGCACUGUAGUUGUAGCCUGGUUGGCUUUUGUAUAUAAAUACUUUAUCCCGCUGUUCACCUCACACACCCGCUAAAUAAAGGUUCUUUAGCUUUACCUGUUUUUUAAUCGAUCCAUAACUAAUGGUAGUUGUAAAGUCUUAACCCUGUGUUCCAGAUAAAAUGCCGUCCGAAGCCUGGCUACAUGCGGAAGCAGCCGGACAUCACCAACUGCAUGCGUGUCAUCCUGGUGGACUGGCUGGUGGAGGUCGGCCAGGAGUACAAGCUGUGUGGGGAAACCAUCCACCUGGCUGUCAACUACAUGGACCGCUUCCUCUCCUGCAUGUCUGUACUCCGGGGCAAGCUGCAGCUGGUGGGCACCGCUGCCAUUCUGCUGGCUGCGUAAGUGAUCAUGUUACUAAUUUGAGGGAGUUUGAUUGUAAACACUCUUGUUGGUCUGUUCACAACGCUCGUGGCAGAAGGACUAUGUGAAACUAGAACUGUGGUUCACGUUCAGCUGUGAUAAAUGGGCUUUUUAGGGUUAACCCUCUUUGUUCUCUGGUAGUAAAUAUGAGGAGAUCUACCCUCCGGAGGUGGAUGACUUUGUGUACAUCACAGAUGACACGUACACCAAGAAGCAGCUGCUUCGUAUGGAACACCUCCUGCUGAAAGUGCUGGCCUUCGACAUGACCGUCCCCACCACACACCAGUUCCUCCGCCAUUUCCUCACCGUCCAAGCAGUCUGCUUCAAGACUGAGAGCCUCGCCCUGGUACUUAGAGAACUAACUAGUUGCUCAUGUCUUAUUAUAGUCAGACUGCUUGACUGACUAGUGCAUUUCUUCAUGUAUUUUGCUGUGCCAUAUCUUUGAAAUUUGCCUAUAGGCUAGCAGCAUGGUAUCAGGGCACAACAGUCAGUACUCUGAACCAUGCGUUCAGAAUAUCAUGUCCAAUAGGGUCUACAGUCAUUCUUGUAAGAGAAUGUGUUCGCACCUGGUUAAAUAAAAGCAAAUGCAUAAAUUUGGUAACAUGUAGGCUGUAUUUCACCCCAGUUGACUAAGUGGUUUAGUUUUUAUCAAACACUGGGUUUUUAAUGUGCAGGGGUGUUUUGCUGCAGUUAACAAGUGGGGUUUUGUUCAAUUCUUUCCUCUACUCUCAGUAUGUGGCAGAGCUGAGCAUGUUGGAAGUGGAUCCAUUCCUGCAGUACAUCCCAUCGAUGGUGGCGGCUGCAGCUUUCUGUCUGGCCAACUACACCCUCAACAGGUCCCUCUGGGUAAGACAUGGCCGUCAUGGAUCUCACGCUCCUAUGCUGACUGUUGCAUCAUUACUCUGGGUUAACCCCCUCGACCUAGUGCCCGUUCGAACCUUAAAUCAAGAACACUAACUCAUAUCUGCAUCUUAUCCUGUCGCGUUAAUCACAUUCCUGAUAUCAGUAGGGAAAUCUCCCCUUUAGACAUUGUUCUCAUCAGUAGGCUAUAUGAACAAGUAAUACACUAGAUGGGUGCAGUGAAAUGUGUUCGACGGGGUCAGCCCUAGUAUGGCACCCCAGGAGCAAGUUAGGGUGACGUUCCUUGCUCAUGGGCAAGUCAACAUAUUUUUCACCUUGUCGGCUCUGGUAUUCGACCGCGCGUCCUCUUGGUUACUUGCCCAAUGCUCUUACUGCUAGGCUACCUGACACCCUAGUUAGACUGGUUUGUGAAGACUCACUGAGCUAACCGUGUGCCAUCUGUUUUCUAGCCUGAGGCCUUGUACACCUUCACUGGCUACACCCUGGCAGAGAUCGCACCCUGCCUCAAGGACCUCCACAAGAUGUACCUAAGUGCCUCCAGUCGCCCCCAACAGGCCAUCAGGGAGAAGUACAAGGGCUCAAAGUGAGUGGGAAUCUGUACUUCUCAAAUUUGCCUUUACUAUCAUUCCUCAAACAUGACCAUGGUGUCUAACCUUAACGCUGUGGCUUAAGCCACAGCGUUAUGUAAAAUGGCAGUUUUAGUCCCAGCACUACUCCUGGGUUGUAUUCAAUACCUGAACUUGUCCAAUAAAGUUAACUUGUUUUCUGUUGCUAAACUUUUUGACCAUCUGCUGAAUGGCUCUCCUCUCUGCAGGUUUGGCAACGUGUCUCUGCUAAGUCCUCCCGAGGCUCUGCCUUUUUACUGA